Messenger RNA from Closterium sp. Yama58-4, 2247 nucleotides. Lineage: Eukaryota; Viridiplantae; Streptophyta; Zygnematophyceae; Desmidiales; Closteriaceae. The record is from the annotation of a GenBank genome assembly.
AUGGGAGGAGUUUCACGGGGCAGCACUGGGAAGGAAGGGAUGUGCUCAACGAGUGGUGGUGGGGAAGGUGGGCGUUUCUUGAAUAUUCGUGGGAAGGAGAGGGCUGAAAGAGGGGGAGUGGAGGCGGAGAGAAGGGAGGGGUUUGGGAGGAGGGACGGAGGCGAUAUUGAGGAAGCUUUUGUGGCGGAUGAGAGGGGAGGUGAGAGGGGGGAUGAGGCGUGGAGGGAGCGAGGUGAGGUGGAGAGAGGAGUUGGAGCAAGAAUAGAAGAGUUGGGUUCUGCCGGUGCAGGGGAGGAGAGAGAUGAGGACGAGAGAGAGGGAGAGGAGGAGGAGGAGGAGGAGGAGGAAGAGGAAGAGGAGGAGGAAGAGGACGAGGAGGAGGAGGAGUUAGGCGCCGAGCAUCCAACCAACUCCUCUGACAGGCCUCCAAAUUCAGCCAAGUCAAGCCAGUCAACAGGAGUCACACGGAGAGGUACGGAGGCUUCAUUUGCACCAGGGAAAGGGACAGGAGGAGCGACUGGGAGAGCGGCAUGGGGGGCAACAACGCGGGCGAUGGCGGGGGAAGCAGGGGCGAAGGGGUUUAGAGCAAUGGGGAGGGAAGAGGAAGUGGUGGUGGUGAUGGUGUGUGAGGAUACGGGGUGUGGCAUUCCGUCUCAGGAGCUGCUCUGGGUGCUGGACCCUGCCGGCCAGACCACCAGCAGCAACAGCAGCAGCAGCAGCGGCGGCGGCGGCGGCGGCGGCGGCAGUGGGGUUACUGGUGCGGUCAGUGGCAGCAGCGAGAAGAAGGGGGUGCAGAGCGGUGACGAGGCGGUGCAGGGUGCGAAGAAGGGGAUGCAAAGUGGUGGAGAGGUGUUGCAGGGGCAGCCGGAAUGGAGCCCGUAUCCUGUUCGGUUCCUCCUAUCCACUGGGCUGGUUCGUCUCAUGCGGGGAUCCAUGGGAGUCGCUUCGGAAGAGGGUGUAGGGACCACCAUCCUAGUCAGCCUGCCAAUGAGAGCGCGACACCUGGCAGGAGAAGACACCUCCCCACUGGAUGAAACCACGACUGGGGAUGCCGGGCCUUGGCUGGAGGCUCGGCGGAGCGUUCUAGGUUCGGUCCGAGGCAAGCGCGCGUUGGUUGUGGAUGGGAUGAGGCUGAGACGAGAGGCUGUGUGCGAGUGUUUAAGGUACCUUGGGAUCUCCGUGGCUGUAGCUGCUACAGCCAGCCAGGCGGGGUUUCUGUUGAUGGGUAGCCGCAGCUGUAGCAGUGGCAGGAGCAGUUGGAAGGAUGACUCGGGAAGGAGGAGAGCGAGGGUGGGAGACGGGGAAGAGGAGGAUGAUGAGGGAGAGAUGGGGGAGGAGGACGAGGAGGAAGAGGGGGAAGAGGGAGAUUUUGAGGAGAGGGAGGUGGGUUGGGAGGAGGGGAAGAGUAUUGGUAACGGCAACGGUAGCAGUAAUAAUGUCGAUGGUAACAGCGGCAGCCAUGCUGUGUCUGUUCCACAGCGCAGCAAUAGUGUUGCUGCAUCAGCUACCAAGCGGAGCAACAACCGAGUGACUCUUGCCGUUCCCACAAGUCCUGCCAAGUCCCUUGCAGCAACUGAGAGGCCGAUGGGUUUCAGUAUAGACGAAGGCGAGGAGGGGAGUGGUGCGACGGGUGAGGAGGAAGAAAGGAAGGGAGAUGAAGGACAGGAAGUAGGGGAGGGGAGGAAUGGGGAGGAGGGAGGGGAGGGAGAGGAGGGAGGGGAGGGAGAGGAAGGAGAGGAAGGAGAGGAGGGAGAGGAAGGAGGGCAGAGGAGUUGGGACGUAGUGUUUAUAGAAGCAGAUGCGUUCGGCCCGGCAACAGGAUUUGGGUUCGGCAAGCGGGUGAUCUCACACUGGCGGCACCUGCAGCGCCACGGCGGGCGAGAAACGCCGCCACCGUCCCCCACCACUCCGCACCCCUCCUCCUUCCGUUCGAGCUCGUCCGCCCCUACAGCGCCCAGCGCCCCAGCCCAGGAGCAGGACGAGGAGGACCUUCCCAAGCAGCUCUUCUCCCGGCUAGUGCUCGAAGAUGCAUCGGCGGUCCUGCGAGAGAUGCUGGGCGGGAGGGAUGUGCUGGUGGUGGAUGACAACGCCGUGAACCGUGUGGUGGCUCGGAAGAGCCUGGUGGGGCUGGGGGCGCGCGUGGAGGUGGCUGCCAGUGGGGAGCUGGCGCUUCAACGCCUGCUGCACCCACACAGCUUUGUGCUCGCACUCGUGGAUAUCAACAUGCCUCCAGGGAUCGACGGGUAA